AUGACGACUUUGAUCACAGGAGGAACUGGAAAUACUGGACUUGCCCUUGCCAAACUUCUCCAAAACGCACACCGCCCCGUUGUGAUUGCAUCUCGUUCUGGAGAGGCACCUAAACCUUUCAGUGCUGUCAAAUUUAAUUGGUUUGAGCCAAACACAUACGAAAGUGCCUUGAGCGAUAGCUCCAUCGAUCGCAUAUACAUUGUAGGACCUCCUGGAAGCAUAAAAUCGUCUGUUGUGACAUCUUUUAUCGAUUUUGCAAUUGCCAAAGGAAUCAAGCGUUAUGUUCUCUUAUCUGCAACAACCUUCAACCCCCAAUCCAGCUCAGCAAUUUUGGCGAGUGUCGUACAUCAAUAUCUUCUCGACAAGAAGGUGGACUAUGCUAUCAUAAGACCAACUACAUUUAUGCAGAACUUCGGUUCUUUUUUUGUCCCUGGCAUUAAAUAUCACAACCAGUUCUUUUCAGCCACAGAGGAUGGUCGUAUACCAUGGGUGUCUACUGAGGAUGUAGCGCAGGCUGCAUUUGAGGCCUUGACGGCAGACGUCAGUCCCAAUAAAGACAUUUUUGUCGUGGGCCCUGACCUUUAUUCAUACGCCGAUGUAGCGAGACUGUUAUCUGACCUCCUCGGGCGACCAAUUGUCUACAAGCGGCUGACUAUUGAAGAGCAAACAGCUUUCUAUGCUAAAGUUGGUUUGCAUCCGGACCUAGCUAAGACGCUUGCUGGGAAUCAGAAAGGAAUUCAGGAGGGAAGCGAAGAAGCUAUCUUUAACGACCCAAAACUCGCUGAAGAGGGAAGAAAAUUUAUAGGGAGUCACACUCUCAAACAAUACCUGCAGGAUAACAUGGAGCUGUGGUCCAAUUAG
This is a messenger RNA of Psilocybe cubensis, 861 nucleotides long. RefSeq lists its product as uncharacterized. Lineage: Eukaryota; Fungi; Basidiomycota; Agaricomycetes; Agaricales; Agrocybaceae. The transcript has 3 exons. The coding region runs from base 1 to 861 and encodes 286 amino acids. The record is from RefSeq and is a predicted model, not a curated record.